GGUCGUUCAAAUCUCCAAAUCCAAAGCCACUUCCGCGUUUCUUUUCUGUUUUGGGGGUAAAGGAGCAAUCUGUUCCACAAUCUACGAUAUCUGUGAGGGUAUCUAUUAUUGUUUCGGUGUUAUCAUAUCUAUUGUUAUCAAUUGAGUAUUGGUGUUGCCAUUUGUUUUGGAGUAUCUAUAAGAAAGAUGAUGUUUCCGUCUUCUUCAACGAAAGAAGACAACUUGAGUCACGCGGAGGAUGUUGUACUCUCCCCUCUCUCGUCGACCGCCUCGGAAGAUACCUUUGAAACCAACUCGAUAUUGGGCUCGCCACCACAAGACAAGAUUCCUUUGGAGAAAGCAUUAGAAGAUAAUGACGAAGCACACGUCCCCGUGGUGAUUGUCCCCUUGCCUUCGACUCCACAACACAUACAUCCAGAUACCCCAAGCACCAAUAACCCUUCCAUGAGUGAAAAGGCCACGGCAUUUUUCUUGUCAUUAUCUUCCGCCAAACGCAGUGUCGUCAUUAUCAUGAUACCCUUGAUAGUGGCCGUCACACUACGACUCGUCAGCAGCCGAGGACUCCAGAUGCCACUGCCUCAAGUCAACCGUGUCAUUGAAAUUGACGUCAAUGCUCCUCCCGUCAACUUGCCACAGGGACAAACCAUUUCCUCGUUACCCGAGCAUCAUCAUCUCACCAAAAAAAUGCUCGCGGAACAAGAUUCUUCUUCCAAAUACAGCAACAACAAUAAUAGUCCCUACAGCAGCAGUCGCAAAGCGUCCGAGUCACUCUUGUUACGUGAACAGCAAGACGCCAUUCCGCUGGUGGUCGAUCGGGGUGAAAAGAUACCCAUCGGAGUGGGCAUUCAAAAAUUGUCUGCCGCCGAAGCACUCCUCUGUAGAGAUUCCGUCAUUAAUUAUGUCAUUAAUGCUACCAAUGGCAAAGACGAAUGCACCGGACUUCAAAAAGCAUUUGAUGAAACCUGCAGUCAAGAAGAUGACGAUCAGCAGGAAGCAGCACACGAAGAACCCAAACGACAACGAAAAUUGAGACGACAACAGCUAAUGGGGGCCAAUGAAGUUGUCGAGUCUUUGGAGUAUCUACUGCAGCAAACGGUACAGGGAGUACACUGGGUGCUCUCUUAUAUAGUACCAACCAUAACACCCAAACGACCCACAUUCAAAGCACACGAUGCCGUUUAUCGUGUCUUUCGCCAAAAAUUUGUAACACGACAACACCACCACCACUCCAAAAACCAAACGACAAUAAUACGCCGCAACAAUCACACGACGACAACAACAACAAUACGUGACAACAAAACACAAAUACAGAAUCAGAGAAGAAGAAGAGUCGAGGAAACAACCUUGCGCGAAACAGCGCCAAGAGAUGAAUCUGAAGAAGAAGACGACAACAAAAAUGUACAAGAUGACGAUGAUCUCACCAAUAAAAAUACAACAGCGGCAGCUGCUGCCGAAGACGAAGAGACAGAAGAAGAAGAACACGUCAAGGUCAAGACGCCUCAUACGUCGCUCCACUUGCCCACGGGACAUGUACACGUCUCUAGCAAAACACUGGAAAAGACACUCCUCCUCGAACGAGAAGGACAGGUGCUCAAAGAGGUCAUCAAGGCCGUCAAUGCCACCCACAAUAAUAUGACCAAACCCAACGCACGAGAAGAUGCCGCCGCGUCCGCCAAAGCGGUGGAUGAAACCAACAAACUUGUAUCGGCUGUAUUGAACGAUCCCACAUCGGUCGAAGCCAGGGCGUGUUGUGCUUCCAUUCUCAAUGUAUACCACGAAAAUUGCAAUGUGGAUGCCGAAGAAGAAAUAUCCGACAAGCGAUUGUUCAUUGUCGUGUUGAUCAUGGCAUUUUGUGGCAUGGUCAAGAGUCUCAUUCGACAUUUCAAAAUUAGAUGGUUGCCAGAAGCGGCGGGGUGUAUCUUGGUGGGUGUGGCCAGUGGAUACGCGGCAUCGUACUUUCCACAUCAAGACUUUUCGUUUGAUGGGAACUGGUUCUUGCGGAUAUUGGUGCCUCCGAUUGUCUUUGAAGCGGCUCUGAGUAUUGACAAAAAGUCAUUCAAUCGGCACCUUGUACCCAUCAUAAUCUACUCGACUGUGGGAACUGUCACUGCGACCUUCCUGACUGCCAGCAUGGUCUACAAUGGAACUCUGUGGCUGGGGCGAUUCUGCGAAACUAUACCCUACAUUGAAUCACUCAUUUUCGGUGCACUUAUCUCAUCCAUUGACCCUAUUGCGGUUUUGAGUGUCCUCAGCAACAUGGGAAUGACAGAUACAGAUACCUUGUACGUUCUAGUCUUUGGCGAAAGUUUGCUGAAUGACGGCGUGGCCAUUGUGUUGUUCCACACGCUGGUGCAGUUUCUGGAUUCCAAUGUCAUUAUUGAUCAAGAUGCAAUUGUCAAUGCCAUUAUUCACUUUUUUGUGGUGGCAAUGGGAUCCAUCUUGGUCGGUGUGGGAUCAGGCAUCAUGUGCACACUCUACUUUUGGGCCUUUCAUGGAUGUCAAACCCCGCUCGUGGAGGUGCUCAUGUUCCUAUGCUGGGCGUUGCUCCCGUACUAUGUGUGUGAUGGAAUUGGCUGGUCGGGUGUUGUGACGUCGGUGACAGUGGGCUUUGUCUUGGACAUGUACGUGAUUGGGUUGGGAGACGACAAGGACGACAUUUCGGAGCACUCGCACGGGUCGCCAUUCCCGAUCCAUGAACCCAUUCCCGAGGAACGCAAAACCUGGGAUCGUAGCAAAGUGCGCCCCCUCUUUUCUGUGGAGGGCCAUUUGUCCGCCGUGGCUCGCACCCACAUUCAUUUUGUCACGGAGAUUGUGGCGACCAUGAUGGAAACGGCUAUUUUUGCCUACCUUGGCUUGUUUCUGUUUAGUCACCGGUACCACUGGAACGGGUUCCAUGUGAUGGUGUCCAUCUUGGCGUGCUGCGUCAGUAGGGCCAUUAUGAUUCCUAUUUUGAGUGCCUUUGCCAAUUGGAUCACGUCAAUGCAAAAGUAUCAGAACCGAUGCCGGGGAAUUCACAAGAAUUCUCCCGCCACGGGUGUCAUUGUGGAUCGUAAAAUGCAAAUGGUGCUUUGGUUUGCCGGUCUGAGGGGUGCCAUGUCAUUUGCCUUGGUGGAGCACAUUCCCUUGUUUGAUGCUGUGACGGGAGAAGGCACCAGAGUGAAGGCAGAAUUGAAGGCCAUGACAUCAGCUUCCAUCAUGUUUACGGUGUUUGUUUUGGGUGGGUCUACCAAUUACUUUAUGGACUAUGUUGGCCUUUCCCCCAACAGCAAGAUGGGUAGGAAUACGGCCCCUACCAACAUGGAGAUGAUUUCGUUGACAGCGGCAGCCAGAGGGAGCAGACCCGGUGAUUCUACUAGGAAUGGCACCCAUACUACAAACCGUGGGGGCGAUGUGUCCUUGGAUGGUUCCAACAAGGCCAGCCGAACGAUGCGACCCAGACUGAGAGUGAAGGGCUCGGAAGAUACAGAUCGAUAGCAUUACUAUCUCAGCAGCCCUGUGAGUACAGACCCAGCAGCUAUUUUACAAACGGAGACCAUGGCUAUAAAGAGUAGGUUCAUAACUAAGUACUUUUGCCAGAAUCUGUAAAGUGGGACGUGCACAAGAAAGUCCAUGUAAUGACAUGCUUGCCUAAAGCUUAAAAGCUGCUAUCUACCUAAUUGUUGCCAAUUUCCUCUUCAUCUUCUGUAUCCAAUGGGUCCACGGUUUCUGCUUUUCAAAGCCAGCAAACAAUGACAUGGUGAAAAAUAGAAUUGCUUGCAAAGCUUCUGGUACAAUAGCAAGGAGGGACCACUAACAGUGAGCUGUAUGGGUGGGUGGUGGUAGGAAAUGUCCCUGUAUGAGGUGGAGUUAGGUCAGCUUUAAUGGCCCAUUUUAAAGAUUUAUAGGAAUGCCUUAAAGUAUUAAUGUACAUGCGGAAAUAGAAAACCGGAUACCUUAAAGUUUAAAUGUAUCCAUGGAAAUCCCGAG
Messenger RNA from Seminavis robusta, 3966 nucleotides. NCBI's taxonomy places the organism in Eukaryota, Bacillariophyta, Bacillariophyceae, Naviculales, Naviculaceae. The record is from the annotation of a GenBank genome assembly.